Molecule: messenger RNA, 918 nt
Organism: Bacidia gigantensis
Lineage: Eukaryota; Fungi; Ascomycota; Lecanoromycetes; Lecanorales; Ramalinaceae
Exons: 1
Coding region: 1-918 (305 amino acids)
Source: RefSeq, a predicted model, not a curated record
AUGACGCAGCCAAUCCUAGUCACAGGUGCAACCGGUCACCAGGGCGGUGCCCUCGUCCGCGCUCUCCUGAACCACCAAAAUCCACCCAUGAUCCUCGCACUAACCCGAUCAACAUCUUCCGCGACAGCUCAAAAGCUCGCAAGCUCCUCACCAUGUAUCAAACUCGUGCAGGGCAGCCUUAACAACGUCGCUGAAGUCUUCGACACCGCCACGAAGAUCGCGCAAAGACCUAUCUGGGGCGUUUUCUCCGUCCAACCCGCUCAGGGCAUGGGCAUCCCCAACGAGGCCGAGCAAGGCAAAGGACUCGUAGACGAAAGCGUAUCCCGUGGUGUCAAGCAUUUCGUCUAUGCGAGCGUCGACCGAGGUGGUGAUGAGAAGAGCUGGACCAAUCCAACAAACAUCCCGCAUUUUCAGACGAAGCACGAAAUCGAGCUGCAUUUGCGUGAGAAGGCGGAGAGUUCGGGGAUGGGUUAUACGAUAUUACGGCCUGUGGCUUUCAUGGACAACCUUGCGCCGGGGUUCCAAGCACGAGUCUUUCUUGCUGCGCUUCAGGCUACUUUCGCCCCUGGGAAGACUUUGCAGUGGAUCGCGGUACGGGAUAUAGGUAUUGUGGGCGCCAAAGCUUUCGAGGAGCCGGAGAAAUUUAAUGGCAAGGCGAUUGGUCUUGCUGGUGAUGACCUUACUAUUGACCAAAUUGGCGAGGUUUUCAAAGAGACAACCGGGACCGCCUUAACACCCACUUUUCAGAUAUUUGGGAAGGCACUCAAGCAGUUUGUUGCUGAGGUUCGUCUUAUGGUUGAUUGGUUUGGGGAGGAGGGAUAUGGCGUUGAUAUCGGUGCUUUAAAGCAGAUCCAUCCAGAUCUCAUUGAUCUCAAGACGUGGAUUGUUGAAGACAGUACAUUUACCACCAAGGCUUAA